Molecule: messenger RNA, 561 nt
Organism: Prunus armeniaca (apricot)
Lineage: Eukaryota; Viridiplantae; Streptophyta; Magnoliopsida; Rosales; Rosaceae
Source: the annotation of a GenBank genome assembly
AUGAAGAAGUGCAGCGGUGAGUCUUCUUCCAAACUGGACAGGAAGACAGUGGAGAGGAACAGAAGAAUCCACAUGAAAGGUCUCUGCUUCAAGCUUGCUUCCCUUGUUCCUCCCCAACACUCCAAACCCUCCAACUCCAAGGACACGUUGUCGCAGCAAAAGCAGCUCGAUCUUGCGUCCUCCUACAUAAAGCAACUGAGAGAGAGAAUAGAGAAUUUGGAGGAGAGGAAGGAGAAAGCAAUGAGGUCACAAUUAGGGAUGGAUGCUAAUAGUACUAUCGAUGCCGAUAAUGCUAUGACGGUGAGAUCAAGAUUGCCAGUUAUUGAAUUAAGAGACUCAGGUUCAGUUAUAGAAGUGAUGCUGAUCAGUGGGUUGAACAAGAACUUCAUGUUAUACGAAGUGAUUGGUGUUCUUGAGGAACAAGGAGCAGAAGUUAUCAGCGCUAGCUUUUCCACCGUAGGCGAUAAGGUUUUCCACUCGCUCCAUGCUCAGGUCAAAAUUUCUAGGGUUGGUGUAGAGAUUUCAACUGUGUGGCAGAGACUGCAGGAUUUGAUUUACUGA